GACAAGUAGUAAGCCAAGCCUUAUUUGUUUGCCAAAAAAUGACUAGGCCUACAUAGUCUACAUUGAAAGAACAUUAGGCCUGUUACAGGCCGUUAUAACGUCUGGAUUCUGAACAUCUAUUCUGAAGAGGAUGGAUGUGGUGGGAAGCUCAGACCACGACAACAGUCUGAAGAGGAUGGAUGAGCCGGGAAGCUCAGACCCUGACAACAGUCUGAAGAGGAUGGAUGAGGAGGGAAGCUCCGACCACGACAACAGUCUGAAGAGGAUGGAUGAGGAGGGAAGCUCCGACCACGACAACAGUCUGAAGAGGAUGUAUGCAGCGGGAAGCUCAGACCCCGACAACAGUCUGAAGAGGAUGGAUGCAGCGGGAAGCUCCGACCACGACAACAGUCUGAAGAGGAUGGAUGCAGCGGGAAGCUCAGACCCCGACAACAGUCUGAAGAGGAUGGAUGCAGCGGGAAGCUCAGACCACGACAACAGUCUGAUGAGGAUGGAUGAGGUGGGAAGCUCAGACCCUGACAACAGUCUGAUGAGGAUGGAUGAGCCAGGAAGCUCCGACCCCGACAACAGUCUGAAGAGGAUGGAUGAGGAGGGAAGCUCCGACCCCGACAACAGUCUGAUGAGGAUGGAUGAGGAGGGAAGCUCCGACCCCGACAACAGUCUGAAGAGGAUGGAUGCAGCGGGAAGCUCAGACCACGACAACAGUCUGAAGAGGAUGGAUGCAGCGGGAAGCUCAGACCACGACAACAGUCUGAAGAGGAUGGAUGAGCCAGGAAGCUCCGACACCGACAACAGUCUGAAGAGGAUGGAUGAGGAGGGAAGCUCCGACCCCGACAAUAGUCUGAAGAGGAUGGAUGAGCCAGGAAGCUCUGACCCAGACAACAGUCUGAUGAGGAUGGAUGAGGAGGGAAGCUCCGACCCUAACAACAAUCUGAAGAGGAUGGAGGAGGAGGGAAGCUCAGACCCCAACAACAAUCUGAAGAGGAUGGAUGAGGUGGGAAGCUCAGACCCUGACAACAGUCUGAUGAGGAUGGAUGAGCCAGGAAGCUCCGACCCAGACAACAGUCUGAUGAGGAUGGAUGAGGAGGGAAGCUCCGACCCCGACAACAGUCUGAAGAGGAUGGAUGAGGAGGGAAGCUCCGACCCCGACAACAGUCUGAAGAGGAUGGAUGAGGAGGGAAGCUCCGACCCCGACAACAAUCAAGGUCAUUCUCUCAUAUCAGAAUGUGACCUUUUCAGAAAUCUAAAACUGUUGGACCAGGACCAGGAAUGGAUGUCAGAUGAAGACACGGUUCUGUUCAGCAGAACCUCAGGCUCCUCUUCCCAAGCCCUGUCAUCCAUUGUCAGUCUCUGCGACCCCAUGGCUCAGUACCUGAAUGAGGAAUUCAAAGCUUUCCUUGAGAGAAGAGGGACCUACAAGGAGCUAGAGAUGAUAGUUUCCAAUGUCCUGCUGAAACUUCUCCAGGCCAGAAAAGCAGAUGGGGCCCCACUGUUUAUCAGCCCUACACCUGAUAACUCUGCCCUCCAUGAUCAGAAGACAUCAACGUUAGACAAGGAGAUUAAUGUAUCUCCAUUGAAUGUAACUGCUGCUGGUCCUUUGGAGGUUGACGCCUCUCCAUCACCCACACCUAAAUAUGUUGUGAUCUCUUUGGUCGAAGGACUUGACCUGGACCCCUCGACCAAUCAGUGCACAGGAAACACGAAAGAGAUACCAGAGGAGCAGUCGUCAACCAUUCUGAGGAUGGAGCAACAGGACUGUCUGAAUAAGAUUGCCUUUGACACCCAUGCCGAUGCAAAGGCAGAAUACAUGAACUCUAAGCUUUUCAACAAAAAGAAGCUUGGCCAGACCCCUCAUCACAGGUACACAGGCCGUCUCCCUCCAGUGAGCAGCGGCUCCCGGGGUUCGGACUCUACCACUACGACUCUGAGGGGGAUCCUCCAGGCUGCCCUGUCCAGCCUCAACAGACAGACCAGGAGGGAGAUAUACCUCUCCCAGAAACUGGGAAGGAUCGUCAUCCCUUUCUCUGGGACACGAUAGGUCGGCCCGGAAUGAAAUGUCCCGUGAAGUCAUUCUACUUAAGGACAGAUUCUGGGACAUGAAAUAAAUAGUAUCUUGAAGAACCUGCUUUUUAAUUCAUAGGUUUACAGAAAGGACUGUGUGUGUAUAUACUGUAUAAGGGCCAUAUGUUGAUCAAUUGGAGAUCACAAUUGUCUGAAGUAGGGUUUAUCUCCUUACCUUCUUUUCUUGUCUUCUCCUCUCCUUAAUAUCAUUGACCUGAAAGCACAGGGCAGGUGAAAGGAAAAUAUAAUUUGUUUUUACAUGUCCAGCUUUAUGUAGUGCAUAUGGAGGAAAGAGAAGUCAUUGAAUGAUUCGGUGGUUGGCCAAUGGGGUCCGUGUACAAUGGCCACAUAAAAAUACUCAAAUAAUAAAAAAACAUAUAAACCCAAGCAAUAUCAAGGGGUCUUUGAUGACCUACUAAAUAAAACAUGAAGAAAAAAAACAUUUGAUUUGUCACAUGCUUGGUAAACAACAGAUGCUUACUUCCGGGUCAGUUUCCAACA
This is a messenger RNA of Salmo salar (Atlantic salmon), 2562 nucleotides long. The record is from RefSeq and is a predicted model, not a curated record. Lineage: Eukaryota; Metazoa; Chordata; Actinopteri; Salmoniformes; Salmonidae.